CUUACACCGGAGCCCCUUUGAGCAAGAGUUAAAAGUUCACAAACAAUUUAAGAAGAAUUAGUAAAACUCUGGAAAAGUGCAGGGGGAACAAAAACAGGUUUUCACCAGAAUGCACACAUAGUCUGCCUGCUUUUUUCACUUCCUUUUCUUUUUUUUUUAAUCUUUGUUCAUUUAGACUGAGAUGUUUUCCAAAACAGAUUGGAAUUUUUGAUAACCAGCCUAAAACCUUGCAGCAGUGGAGAAGAGAACUGAGUGGAGUACCAGCUUGAAAAAUAGAGACUUACUGAAAUUACAUUAUCAAAAAAAAUCACCCAGAAGGAUAUCUUGACAUUUUUAUACCUGCGCUGAAUAGUUUGGACUCAGUGCAGGGACACCUUCACUCUGGUCUGUGGAGGGCUUCCCUCCCUGCCUUCUCAGGCAAUCUUCACCCCCAGCAGCAUGUCCCAAGCUCCGAGGCUGCCUCUAGUCCUCCUCACAGCACACUACCAUGAUCAGAUGGACUGCUGGAGGGAGUAAGGCUGCCUCUGCCUCGUCCUGCUCCAGGGCUGGGUUAGGGGCUCGUUCAGGCUCUGGGGCCACCUUCAGACUACGGUCAUCAGCACUGCUUAUCACCCCGUCUUUUCCUGUACUAGUCACCCUGUUGGUUUUUUUAUUAUCCCUGCAUGAGGCUGCCUGCCAUCAGUUCCACCGUGACACAGAUAGGGUCUCCAGCCCACGGACUCUCAGAGCUCCAGUGAACAUUUCUGAAGCUGAGCUGAUCUCUAGAGCCAGAGCCAAUGGGGGCCCUGUGGGUCGGACUGGUGGAGCACAGGGGAGGCAUGUGCGCAGUUACAAUCAUCUACUAGGGGACAUACGAAGGAGAAAGCUGUUCUCUUUCCAGAGGUUUUUCCUGAGGAUCGAUAAGAAUGGAAAAGUCAAUGGAACCAAAAUCAAGGACGACCCCUUCAGUAUUCUGGAAAUCACAUCAGUGGACGUGGGAGUGGUGGCCAUCAAAGGGCUAAACAGCAACUACUAUCUGGCUAUCAGCGAGAAAGGAGAGCUGUACGGAGCGAGAGAGUUUGGUGUCGACUGCAACCUGAAGGAGCGGAUUGAGGAGAACGGCUACAACACGUACGCAUCAGCCAAGUGGAAGCAUGGGAAGCGGCAGAUGUUUGUGGGUCUGAACGGCCAGGGGAAGCCGAUGAGAGGAAAGAAAACCCGAAGGAAGAACACAGCCACACAUUUUCUUCCAACUGUUGUGUGAACCUGUGCACUCAGCUGGAGAGGGACAAUAUGAAACUCUGAAAAUGGGAGGUUUAUAACUCUGAAAAGUAAGAAAUCUCUCAUUUGAUUAAAAAAAAAAAAAGGCCUAACACUGUCAUGCAUACAAGUGGUCUCUUCUUUUCUGGGAGAUGGUGUUACCUGUGUUUUCACUGGCACAGAUGCAAUGCUUAUUCUUUUUUUCUUUUCUUUUUUUUUGUCUGUGCCAAACAGUUUGCAGCUGGACUAAGUGUGUGAUGUGGACACAACCGAAGCUACUGUUUCACUAAAUAAACUGUAGUAGAUGCAGAAUUAUCUCAAGAUGUUAUUUAUAUCCAUAUUCUCCUGUGAGACACAUAAACAGAACAGAAAAUGUUCAGGAUGUGGGAAACAAUCAGUGAGUCCGUUUAUCAUGGCAGCAGGAAAUAAUAAAGGAUAGAACACAUUUAAAGCAAAUGUUCAAUACUUAACCACUGUGUUUUUGCCUGAAUUGUAAUGAUUUAUUUAUUUUGUGAAAUAUUUAAC
This is a messenger RNA of Pelmatolapia mariae (spotted tilapia), 1764 nucleotides long. It is a transcript of the gene fgf10b, whose product is annotated as fibroblast growth factor 10b. The record is from RefSeq and is a predicted model, not a curated record. The transcript is spliced from 3 exons. Gene Ontology annotation, biological process: positive regulation of protein phosphorylation; positive regulation of epithelial cell proliferation; positive regulation of gene expression. The coding region runs from base 488 to 1243 and encodes 251 amino acids. Gene Ontology annotation, cellular component: cytoplasm. Lineage: Eukaryota; Metazoa; Chordata; Actinopteri; Cichliformes; Cichlidae. Gene Ontology annotation, molecular function: growth factor activity; chemoattractant activity; type 2 fibroblast growth factor receptor binding.